This is a messenger RNA of Cicer arietinum (chickpea), 1514 nucleotides long. The record is from RefSeq and is a predicted model, not a curated record. NCBI's taxonomy places the organism in Eukaryota, Viridiplantae, Streptophyta, Magnoliopsida, Fabales, Fabaceae.
UUUUUGUUGUUGAAUAGAUUUGCAUCCUUUUAAGAUAAGGCGAGAAAGGAGUAGGUGUACUCUAUACCAUCGUGUUUCCAUUCACAUUUCACCGAAUGAAAUUAAGCAGAAGAAAAAUCCAAAAGAAUAGUGAUAGAGGACACACCUACCAUUUAGGCAUUUACCCUCCUCCACUGCACUGUUACCAUCGACAUUCCUAAAGUAAUCAACACCCUUCCUAGUUUCCCUCUUUUUUCCAAAUUCAUUCUAUUCACUCUUUCCAUUUUUAGUAUUCAUUUCCAUCCUUGACUUUGUCUUAGGGUUUUCAAUUUCUAAGCUUCAUUGAUUGAACGGUUUCAUUAUGAUUGGAGAAGUUCAGCUUCAGCCUCCACCGAUUCUGCAAAACCCUAGUGAUUCUGAUCCUUUACUCGAUCAUCAAGAUGAUGUUCAAGAUGAAUCAUCCCCUGGAAGUUCUACUGAGAUUAAGGAUCAGGAAGAUGUUGAGGCUGGUUUACUCCCUUGUUGUCGAAUUUGCCUCGAAACCGAUUCUGAUUUUGAGGAUGAAUUGAUAUCUCCAUGCAUGUGCAAAGGAACCCAACAGUUUGUUCAUCGUUCUUGUCUUGAUCACUGGCGCUCAGUAAAGGAAGGAUUUGCCUUUUCACAUUGCUCCACCUGCAAAGCCCAAUUUCAUCUUCGAGUUGAAAUGUUUGAGGACAACUCUUGGCGUCAAAUAAAGUUCAGGCUUUUUGUGGCAAGGGAUGUUUUCCUUGUUUUUCUGGCUGUACAAACUGUGAUUGCUGCUAUUGGUGGCUUUGCGUACAUCAUGGAUAAAGAUGGGAACUUCAGGAACUCAUUUGAUGAUGGUUGGGAUAGGAUACUGUCAAAGCAUCCUAUACCAUUUUAUUAUUGUAUUGGAGUGGUGGCCUUCUUUGUACUUAUUGGAUUUUUUGGUCUCAUACUGCAUUGCUCCUCCCUCAAUAGCAAUGACCCCAGAAUGGCUGGUUGUCAAAACUGUUGCUACGGAUGGGGCAUCUUGGAUUGCUUUCCUGCAUCAAUGGAGGCAUGCUUUGCUCUUGUGGUUGUUUUUGUUGUCAUCUUUGCAAUUCUUGGUGUAGCUUAUGGUUUUCUUGCAUCAACCAUGGCAAUUCAAAGAAUUUGGCAGAGGCAUUACCAUAUCCUCACCAAGAGGGAGCUUACAAAGGAAUACAUAGUAGAGGAUCUUCAGGGCUGUUAUUUCCCACCAAAGUUAGACCCAGAACACGAAAGUCGCCUCAAAAUGCUUAAGCUUUUGUGAUUCACGGAACAAAUAUGUAAAAAUCUGUUUUUUAAUUAUUGAUGUAUCAAGUUGUUGCUUUAUUUGAAGGUUUCAAUCUUUUAUGCUUGGCAACCUUGUCUGCCAGAGCUUGGAAAUGGUUUAUAUCAUCAUUAUAUAUAUAUAUUUAUAUCAAUCUAGGAUCGUACCAGAUUCUGUAUACUCCAAAUCUGUUGUUUGUUGGGAAAAAUGAGGAAAAUAUAAGCAGUUAUUUGUCCAUGCA